AUGUUAGGAAUUUUCUUAUUACGUCUUUUGAAUCUCGGUGGAGAAAACAAGUGGAACGAUUUAUCUUUGCACAAAAUCCAAUUCAUUAUGUGAAUUUUUCAUUAAACUGUGCUCGAAUUAACUUUCCAGGGUGCAUUGCAUGACAAACGACUCAAAAUAAACGCACACAAAACAUGUUGCAGUUUCUUAAAAAGUCUGCGGGGCGGAAGAAGUCGAACAGUGAAGAAAGCAAAUCUGCCGUCGCUGAUGUCAUCGACGGUGAUGUAGCGAAUGCGUGUUACCAUCAACACGAACCGGUUAGUGAUGACGAGGCCCUAGCAGAAGCUGAGCGAUUUUGUAUGCAGCACCAAUCAAACACGGCUGAGCAGAGGUCGCGGUUAUCACGGAACCUGUUGGAUAUCUUGGCCGAGCAGAGUUGUAUCUGUUAUUUCGUGCAGUUUCUUGAAACCAAGGAUGCUCUCCCCUUGAUAAAAUUCUGGCUUGACGUAGAGAGUUUCAAGGCCGCCGCCGCAGAAAGUUUGAAAUGGGAAGUAAAAAACGGGUUGUGCUCGAGAACGACCAGCCAUCAUCGCCCGCUUGAUCGGAGUAUCUCAUCCGAUGGGUACGACAGCUUAUCCUAUUUAAGUGCAGACUGUGAUACAAUAUCUACGUUCUCGGAAAAUGUGUUCGACGAUGCUGGAACGACGUCCACAAUUACAGAUGCAUCUGCAACGGAUGCGGAUAGUGAUCCAAGUCUAUAUCCUACAUCCGAAGUAAGUACUCCAAUUCCGCCUAUACCGUUGGAAGUAUUAGUGGAAGAAGAUAGAAAACCAGAAGGACCUUUAGCCGACGACGAUCGCCAAAGGAUGUUGGAAGUGUGCGAUUUGACGUUACGACAGUCACUCACGGAUGACGAAAAAACACAAAUUUUUGAAACGAACAAACUAAAAUUAGAAGAACCCAUUACAAAACCAACUAAUGGUUACAAUGCAGUAAUAAAUUCUGACGCUGUACGAAUCUAUCGAAAGUACCUGGUCAGCAACUCUCCUUACUACAUUGAAGUUCCAGCUACGGUACUGUCUAAUAUUUCACUUGCUCUCUGUGGUGGCACAUGCAGCGAGGGUAUCUUUGAAGAUGCCCAAAAGUAUCUGUUGGAGGUGCUGGAGAAAAACUACCUGAAUCUCUUUCUGGAAAGCGGAUUCUAUUGUAAAUACACGUUUGAGACACUUUCUAGUGAUAGUCUAACCCUGAAGGAGAUCCUGUGCAGUGAAAUGGCCUUGUUUUAUUUUAUGGAGUACUUGGAGCAAAAAGAUAAACGUCACAUUCUGGAGUUCUGCGUUUCAGCCAGCCACUUCCGCAAGAGUGCUGAAGCCAGUCAGGCUCAAGCCGAUGCACUUGUAUUAUACGAAAAGUACUUCUCGUUGCAAGCGUCAUGUCCGCUGUAUCUGAGUGAUAAAGUACGCUUCAUGAUAGAAGAACACAUUUGCUCUCAAGAUUUAACUACCAUUAAAGGCUGCUUUGAGUUCUCUUCGCGAAUUAUCGAACGUUUUCUGGAGAAGCGCUACUUUCAUGGGUUUUUGAAAUCUCAAUUGUAUACCAAUUACCUAUCCGAGCUUUUAGAGAAGAUAAAAAUCACACCUGUAGACAAACCUAUAAGCAGUAGCUUAGGAAUACUGGCAGGUUCUAAGCAAAUAUUUUCAUCAAACCGUACAAAAGCGACAAAUCAGAGACGUGGUCAUCGGAAGACUUAUUCUGAUGUAACUAACGACAGCACCAGAGGGUCUCGGCACUCACCAUUUAUUUCUUCACAAAAUACUCUACUGGCCAUGUCGGAUGUAAGUUUCAACCGGAAACGCUCUACUACGACCGGUGGUAAUGGAGCAUCAACUAGUAGCGAUAUGAUGCAAAUUGACUCACGUCAACUGUACAAUCCAGAUCUUUUGUGGAGGCGAAAUUCCACAUCGGGCUUAACGUUCGGUCGCGUGGAUGCCCUUGGACGUUACGAACGAGAUUUCGACUUAAUCGAACCCCCUCAAGACGAUGAUAAGUGGAGUAAAAAUCGCUUGAAGAAAGCAAUGCGAAAACUAGUUAAUCUACCAGAAGAUAAAGCGCAGGAGGAGCUAGCCUGGCAGGUGGCCGAAAUGAUUGUGAAGGACAUAACCAGCAUUACUAUGAGCGGAGGUAACACUGUUGCAGAUGUUGAUAACGUGUCGACGUGAUGCGGCUACAAAACUAGUUUGGUAGAACCAGGAGGUAUUUCAUUUCGUACGUAUUAUUUUUACAUUGUUUUGUUUAUAAAAGUUUAAAACACCAUCCUGCUUCUAUUUGUAUCGUAGGGAUAACAUUCAAAUGUUUAUUCAACCAUGUUAAUUUUAAUUAUUUUAUCUUUUGUUCUGAUAACUGUUUGAUAUAAUUAAAAAAAGAUAUAUAAAACUUUUGAUGUACAAUUUAUCGAUAUGAGUUAUAAUAAAACACCAGCAUUUAGAUAUUUAUUACAAUCGUUUACUUUGCGUCAUAACGUCUGUUGUUUACAUUGUCUAAUGGACACAUCUAGAACUGAAUGGUGCUUGAAUAAAUAAGAAAAAAUCAGUAAAACAUAUUCACUAUUGUAGCUUGAUUCGCGUGAGGUAGCAAUUCACGGUAAUAAAUUAACCAGGUAAAAAUCAUGGCGAUUUUCUCUCUCGAAUUUAGAACUUCAAUUAAUUCUCGAUUGUAAUCGUAUUUAACUCUGUGGUUGAUAACGAUUUAGGAAUUAUAGGUGUAGAAGUGACGCUGCUUCAUCAUAUCGGAGCAAGCAAUAUAGAAAGUGAGAUGAGAUGUUGAGCAGAAUGAAGUGCGUCGUUCAGAAUAUUUUGUACCCACUCGAAUAGUUACUGAUUGUCAAAUAAUUUAAACUUGAUGAGCUGGCUUAUUUAAUUAUGGUGACUUAUCUUCUUACAACAUUGUGUAAACAAAACAGAGAAGAAACGUGAAAUACAAGUUUAUUCAUAUCUUGAAA
Molecule: messenger RNA, 2977 nt
Organism: Wyeomyia smithii (pitcher-plant mosquito)
Lineage: Eukaryota; Metazoa; Arthropoda; Insecta; Diptera; Culicidae
Gene: pkaap
Product: A-kinase anchor protein 10, mitochondrial
Exons: 3
Coding region: 174-2198 (674 amino acids)
Biological process (GO): intracellular protein localization
Cellular component (GO): plasma membrane
Molecular function (GO): protein kinase A binding
Source: RefSeq, a predicted model, not a curated record